Molecule: messenger RNA, 1048 nt
Organism: Elaeis guineensis (African oil palm)
Lineage: Eukaryota; Viridiplantae; Streptophyta; Magnoliopsida; Arecales; Arecaceae
Source: RefSeq, a predicted model, not a curated record
AUCAUCCACAAUUUAAUAAUAAGUCCCUGGUUACUAUUUUAUUAAUCCUUCUAUUUUAAAGAAGUGGAGGCCCAAUGCCGCGCCCUUCUCUCCCUCUCCUCUUUAAGGUGGCCACCGCCGCCGUCACCGGCGGUGCCGCGCUCCUCGCAUUCCGGCGGCUCAACCGCGACGAGGCUGUCGUCUCCCUCCGCCGUGAGAUCCGCGACGCCCUCCACCUCCUCCGUCCGGUCGCCGGUGGAGCUGCCGCCACCCCGCCAGCGGUCCUCGUCGCGGGAAUCCGGGCCCACGGCAAGAGCUCGUUCGUGAACACCGCGUGCCGCGCCCUCGCAUGCGAGGCCGGCCCCCUGAUCCUCCGCGCGGAAACAGCUCCGCCGGGCCCCGGCUCCGCUACCGUCGCGCGCCGGGUGGUCCGGGCGGUGGUGGCGGGUGGACAGGGUGCGGAGGAGGAGGAGGAGGAGGCGAUGGUGGAGCUGGUGGACGCGCCGGCGCUGCCGGAGGCCGGAAGGCUGACGAGGGCCGACGUGGAGGCGGCCCUGGGCGGCGUCGGGGGAGGGAUUGGGGCGGCGCCGGCGGUUGAGUGCGUGGUUCUGGUGCUCCGCUGCGGCGGACCGGCGAAGGAGCGGAACCUGGCGGUCAGGAAGCUGCCCGAAAUCGCCAGCGCCAUUCGCGAACGAGGCUUGCAUUUGGUGAUCGUGUUAACCCACAGGAAGGCCAUUAAAAGCCUGAAAGAAGCUGAAGAUGUUCGUCGGGAGGUGGCCUUCAGGGCAAGAACUGAUUGUGUUUAUUUCAUGGAGAACUACAUAUCAAGCAACACGCUUAACAUUCGCCAUCCUCGUGCAUUAAGAAAUGAGUUUGAGACGCACUUUACGGUGCUUACAAUCAUCAGGCAGUGCAUCGAGUUUGUCAAAUUAUAUCGAAGCCAUUCAUCACAGAAGACAGAUACAAUGAAAUAGAAACUAUUACGUUGUGACUGAAAAAUUAAUGCCUCAAUUAGAAAUUAUCUUAAAUUUAGUAAUACAAAAUUGUAAGUAUUUUUUAUGACUUUUAU